Melospiza melodia melodia is the source of this 1555-nucleotide messenger RNA. It is a transcript of the gene SMPDL3B, whose product is annotated as sphingomyelin phosphodiesterase acid like 3B. Gene Ontology annotation, biological process: sphingomyelin catabolic process. The record is from RefSeq and is a predicted model, not a curated record. Gene Ontology annotation, molecular function: sphingomyelin phosphodiesterase activity. NCBI's taxonomy places the organism in Eukaryota, Metazoa, Chordata, Aves, Passeriformes, Passerellidae. The coding region runs from base 16 to 1413 and encodes 465 amino acids. The transcript has 7 exons.
GCAGCGGUCUCUGCCAUGGCGCCCCCGGGCCAGCUCCUGGUGCUGCUCUGGCUGUGCCUGGUGGCCGUGGCCCUGCCCGGUACGGGUGCCGGCUCCGGGCGGUUCUGGCACCUCACGGACCUGCACUGGGACCCGGAGUACGAGGCGGCGGCGGCAGCGGGCCGGCCGUGCCCCUCGGGCGGCGGUCGGGCCGAGCCCGCCGGGCCGUGGGGCAGCUACGUGUGCGAUGCGCCCUGGAGCCUGCUCCGCUCGGCCGCCCGGGCCAUGCGCGCCCACCUGCCCGCGCCCGACUUCGUGCUCUGGACCGGAGAUGACACUCCCCAUGUCCCCAACGAGCAGCUGGGAGAAGAAAAGGUUCUGCACAUAAUAGCAAAUCUGACUUCUCUGAUAACAGAGACAUUUCCAGGUACCAAGGUCUAUGCAGCCAUGGGCAAUCAUGACUUCCACCCCAAGAAUCAGUUUCCUGGGAAGGAGCACAGGAUCUACAACCAAACAGCAGAGCUGUGGCGGCCCUGGCUGAGUGAUGCCUCCCUUCCUCUCUUCAGAACAGGAGCUUUCUACAGCGAGAAGCUGCCUGGCCCAGGGACGAGGGGACGGGUGGUUGUCCUCAACACCAACCUCUACUAUGACCAGAAUGAGGAGACAGCUGCUGAGGAGGACCCUGGGGGGCAGUUCCAGUGGCUGGAAGAAACUCUGACCAACGCCUCCAGAGCAGAUGAAAUGGUUUACAUUGUGGGCCAUGUCCCUCCUGGCUUCUUCGAGAAGACACGGGGCAAGCCCUGGUUCAGGAGGGGCUUCAACCAGCGCUACCUGGGCAUUGUGCAGAGGCACCACAGGGUGAUUGCUGCCCAGUUCUUUGGGCACCAUCACACUGACAGCUUUAGGAUGUUCUACAGCCACACAGGUGCUCCAAUCAAUGUCAUGUUCCUGGCCCCUGGAGUGACUCCCUGGAAAACAACAUUGCCUGGAGUGAGCAAUGGAGCCAACAACCCUGCCAUUCGUGUGGUUCACUAUGAUCAGGACACCCUGCAGGUCUUGGAUAUGGUGACUUACUACUUGAACCUGACUCGUGCCAACAGGAUGGGCUCAGCAGGGUUCCCAGAGUGGGAGGAGGAGUACAGGCUCACAGAGGCCUUCCAGGUCCCUGAUGGCUCUGCAGCCUCCAUGCAGAGAGUGCUGGAGAAGAUCUCCAGGGACCCCCAGUACCUGCAGCUGUACUAUGAGCUGAACUCUGCCAGGUAUGACCUGGAGCUGUGCCAGCAGGAAUGCCGUGUGGAUCACCUGUGUGCCAUCAGGGAAAUGGAUUUUACAAAGUAUGAUGAGUGUGUGAAAACCAACAGCUCUGCCUCUGCUGCCAGCAGUGUCUGCCUUUUGGUUUUCUGCAUUUUCUUGGGAUUGCUCCAUCCUCAGUGAGUGCUGUGAUGGCAAGAGCAAGAGAAAAGAAGGAAGGCACAAGAUUACACUACACUGCAUGGGAAUUGGUGGUUUUGGCAUUGAGAACUUGCUUGCAAAGCAGGACAAAAUUGUCAAUGUUCACUAAAAGCCUUGUGAUGCU